AUGUCCGGCUCCUACCGUCCCUCAGGCUCCCACCGCUCCCGCGCAACCUCCACAGCCCCAACCCACUCUUACUCCGGCGGCGGUGACCCCGACGGACCCCUCAUCCACUGGCGCCGAGAAUGGGUCAGCCCCAUCGUGCCCGUAACAGAUAUGAGCGAUAAGGAGAAAAACAGCAACGGGGACGUUAAGUUGGGGUUUAAGGUGUUGAGAUGGGUUCCGGUUGUUACGGACGAAAUGGAUGAGGAGGAUAGGAGCGGGGAUGCGAUGGAUGUUGACAUGGAUGCUGAGGGAGAUGGGGAUGUUGAAGCGUCUACGCCUGCGUCUACGCCUGCGCCCGAACAACCUCCAACGGCGGCCGGUGACAGAUUACCCAUAUCCGACAGCAAUUCCUCCGCCGACCCCUCCGUUUCUCUCUCAACCCCCAACCUUCCCCCAGCCGAUCCCGCAGGCGCAGCGGCAGAUGUUGCCGCAGGCCUGGCACCGACUGAUAGUGUAGAGGUACCAGAAGGGCAGGAGGGAGGUGGAGGCGGAGUUAAUGGAAAGGGAGUGGUAGGGAGUCGUGAGGAGGAGGAGUCGGGUGAGGGGAUGGAUGUGCAAUCUGGGGCACCUGAGCCGCCGUUGGGGAUGGAGGCUAGUGGUGGGAUGUGAUUGGGAGGUGCUGUGGGUGGAGACAGUACGUGAUGGUGAUAGGUAUGAAUCUCGGUGAUCUGUCGGAUAUUCGCAUGUGUUCGAAAAAAUACGGACCUCAAGGAAUGCAGGUCAAGGUGGAAAUGCAGGCUGGAGAUGAGGCUGUCUGUGAUCAAUGUCCGAUUAAAUAUUAAUCCAAUACAUGAGAGAAAACUCGUUCCUCCCACGAGAAGCAGUUUCAUAAGG
Saitoella complicata NRRL Y-17804 is the source of this 873-nucleotide messenger RNA. RefSeq lists its product as uncharacterized. Lineage: Eukaryota; Fungi; Ascomycota; Saitoellomycetes; Saitoellales; Saitoellaceae. The coding region runs from base 1 to 648 and encodes 215 amino acids. The record is from RefSeq and is a predicted model, not a curated record. The transcript has a single exon.